Messenger RNA from Pyrgilauda ruficollis (rufous-necked snowfinch), 1050 nucleotides. Its product is annotated as pinopsin-like. Gene Ontology annotation, molecular function: G protein-coupled receptor activity. The record is from RefSeq and is a predicted model, not a curated record. NCBI's taxonomy places the organism in Eukaryota, Metazoa, Chordata, Aves, Passeriformes, Passeridae. Bases 1 to 1050 code for a protein of 349 amino acids. Gene Ontology annotation, cellular component: membrane; photoreceptor outer segment. The transcript is spliced from 5 exons. Gene Ontology annotation, biological process: G protein-coupled receptor signaling pathway.
AUGAAAGACAUUGAAGGGCAUGUCCAGAGCAGUGCAGCGGAGCGGUGCCUGGGCCCCGCGGGGCGGCUGGCGGCCGCCGUGUGCCUGGGCGCCGUGGGCAGCCUGGGCUUCUGCAGCAACCUGCUGGUGCUGCUGCUCUUCUGGCGCUUCCCGGCGCUGCGCUCCCCCAUCAACCUGCUGCUGCUCAACAUCGCGCUCAGCGACCUGCUGGGCUGCGCCCUGGGCACGCCGCUCGGGCUGGCCGCGGGGGCCGCCGCCGCUCCGGGGGCCGCCUGCGCCUGGCACGGCUUCGCCACCGCCCUCUGCGGCAUCAUCUCUCUCAUCUCCCUGGCUGUGCUCUCGUAUGAGCGCUGCUGCACCAUGACGAGGACAGCAGAGCCUGACACCACCAACUACAGGAAAGCAUGGACAGCCAUCAUCCUGUCCUGGACAUACUCCCUGCUCUGGACUGUUCCUCCUCUUCUUGGCUGGAGCAGCUAUGGGCCAGAAGGAGCAGGGAUAACCUGCUCUGUGAACUGGCAUUCCAAGGAUGCCAACAACACCUCCUACAUCAUCUGUCUUUUCAUCUUUUGCCUCGUAAUCCCAUUUGCCAUUAUUGUCUAUUCCUAUGGGAAGCUGUUCUGUGCUGUCAGACAGGUGAGCAGCAUGGCCCGGGGGGGCCGGAGCCGCGAGCAGCGCAUCCUGCGGAUGGUGCUGCUGAUGGUGCUGUGCUUCCUGCUCUGCUGGCUGCCCUACGCUGCCGUGGCACUGCUGGCCACCUUUGGGCAGCCUGGGCUCGUCACCCCUGCAGCCAGCAUCAUCCCAGCCAUCCUUGCCAAGAGCAGCGCUGUCUACAACCCCAUCAUCUACGUGUUUCUGAACAAACAGUUUUACAGGUGCUUUGUGGCUCUCCUGAGGUGCAGCAAAUCCCCCCAGAGCUCCUUGCCCAGGCUGAAAAAGCAACAACAAAACCCAGGUUCUGAAGAGCUUCUGCCAAAGCCCAGCCAAGCCCAAAAGAGAGAUCCAGAGCGUGGUGCUGUAGGAGGGCUCCAGGAAACAAGCUGCAUGUGA